This is a messenger RNA of Trichophyton rubrum CBS 118892, 3604 nucleotides long. RefSeq lists its product as uncharacterized. Bases 298 to 2718 code for a protein of 806 amino acids. The record is from RefSeq and is a predicted model, not a curated record. Lineage: Eukaryota; Fungi; Ascomycota; Eurotiomycetes; Onygenales; Arthrodermataceae. Gene Ontology annotation, cellular component: cell division site; endocytic vesicle; cytoplasm. The transcript is spliced from 5 exons. Gene Ontology annotation, biological process: septin cytoskeleton organization.
GGGCAUCUUGCAACCCAGCCAAGCUAUUGCUGUUGUCACUGAGCGGUUGCGGACGGUUAACAAGCUCAACACAGAUGUUGCAGAUUGGCUCGCUGAACGACGCCGAUUAGAGGAAGCAUACUAUCUCGGACUUCGGAAGCUUGCGCGAAGACCACAGCCAGAAGGAGGCCAGGCAUUGGGGUCAGAUACAACACUCAACAACCUCUAUUCUCUCGAAGCAGCUACUGAUUAUCGAUAAUUCUAUGUGAUAGGGUCUUUGAAAUACCAUGGCAGCGGAUCCUUUCUGCGACAGAGUCUAUGGCUCACUCGCACGAAGCGCUAGCUAACGGAAUUGAGACGGAUGCCGAAAGACCCCUCAGAGAAUAUGAAACCAAAAAUGCAGACAUGAAGUCAAUGAUAACAAUCCAGAAUGACCUUGCAUCUCUAGCCAAGACUCUGGAGGCUGCCCAAAAGAAGCUUGAUAAGCUUAAAGAUAAAGGCCCCAAACAUGCUUCAAAAGUGCCCAGCGCACAGGCUGCCGUGGACGAUGCCAGAGCGCAAUGGCAGUCUAGAGCGCCCUUUGUUCUCGAGCAACUGCAAGCUGUUGAUGAACACCGUGUCAACCAUCUGCGAGACAUCCUUACUCAAUACCAAACUCAUGAGACAGACCAUGUUGAACGCAGUCGCCAGGCCGUAGAGAGCUCUCUUAACUCGUUACUAAAUAUUGAAGCGGGCGAGGAGAUCCGCACGUACGUCAACAAGAAAAGCGGAGGACGAUUGCCCUCUGAGGCCGUCCCAUCUACACCAGCUCCAACUUCGCCUCGACAGGAUACACCAACAAGUCCUAAACCAACCCCACCGGCUACGACAGAGCCACUACCGUCUCCUCCUGUUCAUGAUGACGAUGCGAGUCAGCGAUCUGGUACUUCUGCACAGCGUCGUCCCAGCCUCCAACAGACCCCCGAGCCUCGCCAUACUGCCUUUGGCGGCCUAAAACGACUUGGAACGGUUAUGGGGAGGCGCAAGAGCAUGAUUGUUCCUUCUACUGGCCCCCCUGAGAAGAAAUUUCGAUCUCCUUUCACUACAUUCCGCCGUACCGAUCCAUCCCGCAAUUUUCAACAAAUGGACGAAUCAGAAGGGCAUAAUGGCUUAGAGGCGGUUACUUCAAUGAAAUCUCAAAGGCCACCGUCAUCUACUAUGAAUGAAUCGGCAUUCAUUGAGUCACCUCCUUUACCGGCGCCGAAUGAUAUCCCCGAGGAGCCUGUAGCAGAAGAAUCCAAUGCAGUAAAUGGGCAGUCAACCGACGCACCUGGUCAAACCUCACAAGUCGAUGCAGAAGGCUACUCUCAGAGGCCGGAUAUAGAAGAUGAAAUUACAAGAAUACAAAGGGAAGCCGCUGCUGUUGAUGAUUCGGGCAUAAACCUAACCAUUCGAGACCAGCCUAUCCCAGAGGAUGAAAGCGAGGCUAAACAAGCAUUGAACCAAGUGGCAAACACGCUACGACUUAAAGCACAACAAUCUGGCGCCGCCCGUGGCCCCGGGACGGUUAGAGGACGUCGUGAUGUACGAAAUACCAUGUUCUUCCCUCAACCUCCGCUCCCAGGCACUGGUCACAGUGCUGAAAACCCCUUCCCUGCUUUGAAUAAUGCUGCAUCGGCACAGCCAGGAGCCCCCGAGAUGCCAAGGAACCAGGCAUUGCCGGAAAAAGUUAUCCAGGAGGACCAUAUGCCGGAUAAUACCUCAAUUCAUUCCUCGCAGACUCUGCACAGCCUAUCGGGCCCCAUCACACACCCUGUACUACCGGAACCCGGCCUUAAUGCUUCCAUUGUGGAGAAAUUAACGGUCAUGUUAUCAGAGGGUGUUGUUACCAGAUCACUUGUUGUCGGAGAGCUUGCUCUUGCAUACAAUAACAAUACAUCAGGAGAAGAUGCCUCGGAAUCGCAAGUUAUCCGCCUAAACAACUUUGGAAUCCUAGAACGGGUGGCUGCGAACCCACAAUUUGUUACGGAGAGGAGCUUAACUGCAUCUGGGGGUGAUAUACCGCAUGACGAUUCCUCCAAAGGCCAAUAUCAAGUACGUCUAGCACAGAUUAUGGGUCCUACGCCAACAGUUGCCUUCAAAUAUCAGAUCCAUCUGGAUUCUUCGAACCUAUCCUCAUACUGCCCUGUUAUCUUCACACCCGUUUGGAACGAGGAGGAAUUUCAAGCAAGUGUUAUUGUACAAUAUUCGCUGAACCCUCAAUUUAUAUCCUCCGACUCGAGUGCAUCUGUUGUUCUUCACAACCUGGUGCUAUCGGUGGGCCUGGACAUAUCACAAGUUGACGAAACAACUAUGCGUCCUCGAGAAGUUGCUAAAGCUGUGGGUGCAGCCAUGCAUCCAAGCACCGGUGCCGUUUUCCGACGCAAGAAUUCGUCUGUAACGUGGAAGAUCCCGGAACUAGAGAUUAGGCCCGGUGAGGAUGGGAAAUUUCUUGCUAGGUUUACAUCAUCGACCAGCGGGCCGAGAAGGGGCAAGGUAGAAGCCAAGUUUGACGCGACAUGCAGCAACAAUACUUCGAGGCUUGGUAUGAGUGUGCUUACUUCUCAGUCAAGUGCAAACUCAGACCACAAAGACAAAGAAGAUGACCCAUUUGCGGAUGAAGGCCUAGGUACUUCUAAAGAGGGAGAUCCCUCUAUAGAACCCUGGGCAGAGCCUUUGACUGAACGUAGACUCACUAUUGCGAAGUACGUUUCGACAUAGUCAAUUACUUUAUGGUUGGCUACUGGAAUCUGUCUAUUCGACUGGCAGCACUCUAGUCAUUUCACUGAUUAGUUUCACCGCUCUCUCUUUCGUCCUAUGUAUUUGGUUGAUCCAUUUCUUACCUGUUAUCAUAUACCCUUGAAGACAGGUUCAGGCGUAGACAGGCAUCAUUCCUUCUAGCUCUUUUGUAUUGCUUUCUUGAUUAUACCUUGUAUUUUCCUGCUGUAUCCCGUUACAUUUAUAAAAUAUAUAUUACCCAGUAGGAGUGCAUAAGAGUUGCACGGGUGAAUAUUUCAGCUAGCAGGAAUCCCUUGCAUUGUCCAGGUUCAUUUAAUAGCAAUUAGUGUACAUAGAUAUGUUGUUAUCCUGAAUACCUAGACUUGACUUCAUAUAGCCUGCUCCCUCGAAUAGUACAAAGCCUAAGGGCAAGCGCAUAAACUCGGCCUUGAUCCAAGUGCUAAACACGACCUCUGCCUUGGUCAGGCGGGUUCGUAACUCGGCAAAGUGCAGCGAUUCGGAUAUCAAGCAUAGUAACCACCUAGCAACAUCCUCCAGCAAUGAUGUACGUGCAAUGUUAAACGCACUCUUCUGAACUGCUCACAUAGCAACAAAAAGCUGUCUCUGAUACCGCAUAUCUGACAUUCAUCCUCUACUAAUUAUUUCUCCGUAGAGAUGGAAGAGGAACAAGCAGCAAAGCUAAGAUCCCAGCUACGGCUUCAAGUAUCAAAUCGAAGGGAAGCUAUUAUACAGGUAGCCUAGAAAUUAGUAGCUGCUCCGUUACCGUGCCCUCCAGGAUAUACCACAUUAGCAGCCACAACUGCCAUACAACUGCUUAAAGAAGCCAUCCCAGACAUUCAGAUAACCCAUCAUGUAACCGGCGCGGGAA